AUGGGAGAAUCCGACACGAAGAACGCUAAUGAAACCGGCUACCACGGCCUCAAGGACGAUUCCAAGCAUGCCGAUUGGACUGCUCUGAAAGCAGAUUACCAUGAUGAGGGAGAACGAGGGGAAGUACUAUUUUUACUUCGUACGUUGGUGUUGGACUUGAUAUCAAUCUACUCUUGUUCUGAUAAUUUAUUUGUCAGUAGAACUAGUUAGAAGAAGACUGAUUCAUGAUUUGGCAGUGGAAGUAGAAGAAGUAACAAGAUGUGAAUUUCAUCAAUUUUGACGUUCUUAUUGUUAUUUCUUCCUCUAUUUUCUUUCUAAAAUUGUUCAAGGUCCUCCUUAUCGAUGGCCAUCCAGUGAUGGAACAAUGGGAGCAACCCUACAUGGAGGCCCUUGCGCAAGUUGCAACCAGCAAAGGUGGAAGAGUUCUCGAAGUCGGAUUUGGAUUGGGGUAAUUUGAUCAUAUGCAUAGGCAGCUCCUAUCUGAAGAAAGCCUUCCUACAACAUGUUGUUGAUCUUCACGUUAGAGGGACGAUGAGUACUCGAGGUGGUUCUUGUGGUAGAUCUUGUCACGCAUUUAUCUCAUAAUAUCUUUAUCUGCUUCCUACAAGAACCACAACCAGAACCACCCCACCCCCCUCCAGCCUCUCCGCUUCGCAGAUCCAGCGAAAUAAGAUUGAUGAGCACAUCAUAAUCGAAGCCAAUGCAGGAGUGGUCGAAAGAGGCAAAAAGUGGGCCGAAUCACAGCCUAACAAGGUCACUUUUAUGCACGGACUUUGGCAGGACGUCGUCGCAAGUCUACCAGACAACUCAAUCGAUGGAGUCUUGUAUUUUUUAGAGUCUAGUAGAAGUUCUUGUAGGCGUAUAAUUCGUUUGCUCUGGGUGGUCGUGAAACAGAGAGUGAUUCCGAAUCAGUAAACAAACUACAAUCAUCAAAAUAAUUAACCUGCUUACAAAUCUUCUCCCUCUGAAAAUCAUACUCACUCCCUUCACACAGGCAUCAACUCUCCACACACCUUGCAUCAUGGAGGAGGAGGAGCUACAGACGACCCCACCAAAAACUACAGGUACGACCCAUACCCGUUGAACUCGGCUGAACAGCACACACAUCAGUUCGACUUUAUCGAGAAGGUUCGCCCGAAAUUGAAGUCAGGUGGUGUUUUGACCUACUGCAAUUUGACCAGCAUCGGUGUAUUGAAGGGCCGACACGAAAAGUGGGAAGACCUGUGGACGGAGACUCAGGUACUACUUGUUGUACCAGAGUUGUACAGAUCUUGCUUCUCACAUUGUAGUAUCUGACUCCUGCAGAUUGUAGUAGAUUUAAAUCCUUACGGCCAUUUAUUUUAAUGAAACACUGUUGAUGGCACUAUGUAUGUCGUUGUCGUGCUCGUCCAAGAAAGGAACGAAGUACUUUCCAUACAUAGGUAUAAUCUCUUUCCAUAGGUAUAAUCUCUUCUCUAAUUUCAUCCCAUUCUUGCUAUUAGGUUCCGUACAUCAAGAAGUGCGGAUACGAGAACUACUCGUUUACGACAUUCGAUAUCACCGCACCCGCAAGUUGCGAGUACUACGCAGGCCAUACUGCGGCACUUGUCCCGAGGUUAGACAUUCCUUAAGUGUCUGGUGCAGCUACAGGUCCCGUACCCGUAUACAAGAUAUACAAGAUAAAGAUGUUCUUGGUGUAAAAAUUCUUUUUGUGACUCCUGUGAUUUGAUACUUGCAAAGAAAAAGAGGCGGCGGGAAUGGAAUUCUGCAGCUCAACUGGUAUGAUAAAGAUGGAAAUAGUUGGAAUUACAUUCAAAAUCAGAACUUUUCAGUAUCAAUUUUAGAGUCAAAUUUUGCUAUAUCAACGGACCAGGAGGUCUGCGUUUUCAAAAUUACAGAUGAAUUUUUUCUGAACAAAAACAAUUACAACUAGCAAGUAAACAACCGGCUAAAAACACCGGCUUCGCAUUUUUAUUGCUAUGAUCGCUUCGACAACUAGGUAGCAAGUAACCAAGCACCGCGGCUUCGUAUAUUUUCCCUACUGUUUUUAGUAAAGCCCAUGUUGCACAGGAGAUGUGCAGUUGAUGUAGAAGUUCUUAACGAUGUUAUAGAUACAUCUUUGAAUAAUCCUCUGCGACGACGUGGAGCACAAAAGUUAUAGAGAAAGAAUGGCAGAUGAUGAGUAAAUGUCUUGAAUAUAAAGUUUUCUUAAAUGUCUUAGAAUUUCACAGGGUAACGCUCCUUCGUACAAAAUAUGGAAGGCCGCGGAUUCCAGUAGAGUUGUUGGUGGUCUAUAAUAGGCAACAUCUUUUUGCAUUCCGUGUUCACAUUUGUUGUGUGCUUGCGAAACAAUGGUGCGAUUUUGAUGUAGUUUGAGAAGGUGUGGUUCCGGAUCGCAUGAGUAUGUUGAGGAGGUGCAGAGAUACUG
Molecule: messenger RNA, 2407 nt
Organism: Amoebophrya sp. A25
Lineage: Eukaryota; Dinophyceae; Syndiniales; Amoebophryaceae
Source: the annotation of a GenBank genome assembly